Molecule: messenger RNA, 4792 nt
Organism: Panthera uncia (snow leopard)
Lineage: Eukaryota; Metazoa; Chordata; Mammalia; Carnivora; Felidae
Gene: CSRNP2
Product: cysteine and serine rich nuclear protein 2
Exons: 5
Coding region: 3071-4702 (543 amino acids)
Biological process (GO): regulation of transcription by RNA polymerase II
Cellular component (GO): nucleus
Molecular function (GO): DNA-binding transcription factor activity, RNA polymerase II-specific; sequence-specific DNA binding
Source: RefSeq, a predicted model, not a curated record
AUACCUAGUUUAAACAGUAUGUUUGCACUUAAGCACUUUAUAUGUUCAUAAUCCUGGUAAUCACAAGGACACAUGGAUCCAAGGAAUUGAUAGUAUUUGAGAAUCAGCUGCAAUAUCUUGUAAAAGGAGAAACAGGGUCGGUCGUCUUAUUCAGGUUUAUCCUAACAAUUAGCAGCAAGCCUUCCUUCCUCUAACCCAGCUAUGGAAGAUAACCCUGACGAUCUUACCAGAGAUUUUUGUCUCUUGACCUUUAGUAGAAGGUUGGGUUCCAGUGGAGUGGGGAGGCUUUCUCCCAUGAGAUAUACCUUGUCUCGUCAUUUUAUACUCAUUUAAGAGAGAGGCCUUUGUUACCUAAACUUGGCGAAUACACUCUGAACCCACAAAAUUAUUUCUGGACAGUCCCUCUUUUGCUAGUCUCAUAAGCUGUUUUGGUUUUGGGGGGAGUGAUAGGAAUCCUACAGACGUGAAAAGGCUUAGAUCUAGUACUAAAAUGCACAUAUGCUGUAGAUCUUGAUUUGGUGCUAGCCUAAUAUCUUCUAUAUACUCUGGAUAUGAGUUAUUUCAUAUACCUUUGAGAAAUACUCAGACACACUUGAGAAAAGACCAUAAGGCAGAAGUAUGUAGCCAGAAAGUAUCAGCUGACCUUUCAUUUCACUGUCAUUAAAAAGCUUUUAUAGAGGUUUGCAUUGUUUUCUCCAAAAGCAUUUGUUGUUUGAGUUGGUCAUUUUGACAGUUAACUGUCAGUUAUGACCUGCAUUUCCAGUCUCACCUUCAUUAUUUCUGUCUGGGUUUAAGUGCUUGAAGUGUAACUUACAAGUGUUUCUCUUAUACACAGGCAUUGAUCCUUUGCCAAUGAAUGGUUGAGAGAGGUGGGCAUGACUGAUUUCUAAUUGUGGUUUGAAAAGAGGUUGAUUUGAUGAACUGGAAAGUGUGGAACCUAUUCUAGUUGCUUCUGUUGCAAAGAAAGGUCUCUUCAGGCCACUGUGGGAAGUGGAUGGGAGGUUUGUUCUUGAUGCCCAGGGAGUAUCUUUGCCUGACAAGUCGAGUUCACACCAGAGUUGGGUAAGGAAGGCUGGGUUGAAAUUUAAACUUCUAUUGGUUGUCAGGACAGAGUUGAUGGAUUUUGUGUGUAUGUAUAUGUAUAUAUAUGUGUGUGUGUGUGUGUGUGUAUACAAAUACAUACAUGUAUGUAUUUGUAUAUAUAAAUAUAUGUAUAAAAUGGAGUGAAAAAGUGACACAAACAGAUCCUGGGUAGCGUUAGGAGAGCUAAAUCAGUAUGCACAUUAUUUACACAUAGAGCCAUAGGUUCAGAUUAUUCUCCGGUGUUUUAAGGAAAAUAUCUUUCUCCUAGGUUUCACAUCCUUUCUUUCUUUUUUUUUCCCCCCUCUUUCUUACCUGCCUCUUACGAUUGCCCAGAAGCCACUCUUCCAGAAGUGGAAGUGGGGAAGACCUAGAAAAAGGGGCGAAGGAGAAUGGAACAAGUAGCCAGCAGUCCUCGCUGCACCAGAGGAAGUGCUACCCCUGAGGGCAGCUGGGUUAAGACAGCGAGAAUUUUAAUAAUAAAGAUGAUUUUGGACCAAACCCAAACUCGUGCAGGGCAUAAAGAGAAAUAUUCAAAGGGAGCCCACAAUACUGGAAGCAAAGGGACACUGGAGGAAAGACCAGGAGCGCACAGUUUGCUUCUGGUCAGAGAUCCCCCUCAUGCUUCCAGGCUGAGGAAAAGGCCACCUUCCCAGUAGCAACACUAAAGAUACCAGUUAAAACUGAAGCUGGACUGAGGCCCUUUCUCAAAAGAGCAGACUUUCAGCUCAGUCUGAGUUUUUAUGUGGUUGAUAAGAUUUUUAAGUGGGGAAGAAAAAACUCGGUUCAGUGGUCAACGGUAUUCUUUCUCUCUCUCUUUUUUUUAAACAUCACCCACAUAAAUUCUCAGUCGGAAAGAUUACCUCCCCAUGUCGAAUGCAAGGAAGAAAUUUGUUAGUUAAUAGGUAUCUUUAAACCCAGCUGAAGUCUUAGCCCAUUAAAGAGUCCUUGGCGCUCUCCGUUCUUAAUAUGUGCGAGGAACGUGACCUCUGAUGGUAAGAUCAGUAGCCCGAAGAACCGAAUCGAUACUUUGGGCUCCUUUUUGAAUUUCAUUACAAUUCUUAUCAAGCACUUGGUUAUUUUUUUUUUUUCCUCCUGGCCAAGUGUAUUUCAGGAAUGUGCUUGUCUAGACCUAUGAUGGCUGAGGUUUCCUAGGUACAUCUUGUGACUUGAAUACAGAAUUUUGAUGAGAUCUGCACAGAGAGAUCAGGAAAUCUCUUCGCUAAAGUACUCAUUAGGUCUGGUUGACUAAGUAGAGCUGAUCCAGGAGCAGGCAAAUUGCUUCCGAGAGACUCAGUCCAGAAAAACAGCUCUGUAGCAGGCAGCUUUUGACACCACAGUAUAUUCUGGGUGGCUGCUCUGCAGUAACGCAGCCCUGUCUUUCUGGGCAGUGUUGUUAUUCCUGCUGCAUAAUUAGCAACUAGUGAGAUCAUAGUCUGGGGAGAUUCUGGCAUUACUGAGGCAAAGCAGGGAGGCUUCGUAUCGUCACAUGUGGCUCCGGCUCUGACAGCAUUUCUGUUUCGAGCAGGUUCAUAUUCUUGGGAACUUAGGUCCAAAGGUGGAGAAGGAGAGAGAUCUGUACCUGGGAAAUGGACUAUCCCUUGUGUGGCACGUUGAGAACACUGCCUGCCGUAUUGACUUUACCAGAGUCGAUUGUCACUUCUUUUGCUAUUUGUUUUCCCCUCGCUGGUUUCUUUACAGGGGGCUAAGAUUGUAAAGCUAAGUUUUCCUCGCACAGGGGAUGAUGGCAGACCAGCCGAGCCCUAUUUUAUGGAGAUAUAUGAGAUCGGAAAAGCUUCUGGGUUUCGAAGGCAGUGCAGAUUCUAAUCUUCAGUCCAUUCUUUACAACCACAUUUGAUCUUUGUAGGAGGCCGGUGAGAAUCUUCACCCUUGUGAAGAUCUAGAAUCCUAAUGCGCCUGGCUAACUGGUGGUGAGCAGGGGCUUUGGGGCCAACGCCGUGGGCUCCCCAAGGAAACCCCUUUGAAACCAAUGGAUGCAUUCACGGGCUCGGGUCUCAAGAGGAAGUUUGAUGAUGUGGAUGUGGGCUCAUCAGUUUCCAACUCCGAUGAUGAGAUCUCCAGCAGUGACAGUGCUGACAGCUGUGACAGUCUCAAUCCUCCUACAACUGCCAGCUUCACACCCACAUCCAUCCUCAAGCGGCAGAAGCAGCUGCGGAGGAAGAAUGUGCGCUUUGACCAGGUGACCGUUUACUACUUUGCCCGACGCCAAGGCUUCACGAGUGUGCCCAGCCAGGGUGGGAGCUCUCUGGGCAUGGCCCAGCGCCAUAACUCCGUGCGCAGCUACACGCUCUGUGAGUUUGCUCAGGAGCAGGAGGUGAACCAUCGGGAGAUUCUUCGUGAACACCUGAAGGAGGAGAAGCUCCAUGCCAAGAAGAUGAAGCUGACCAAGAAUGGGACGGUGGAGUCAGUGGAGGCCGACGGCCUGACCCUGGAUGAUGUUUCAGAUGAAGAUAUUGACGUGGAAAACGUGGAGGUGGAUGAUUACUUCUUCCUGCAGCCCCUGCCCACCAAGCGGCGCCGAGCCUUGCUGAGGGCUUCGGGGGUCCACCGCAUCGAUGCCGAAGAGAAACAGGAGCUUAGAGCCAUCCGCCUGUCACGGGAAGAGUGUGGUUGCGACUGUCGCCUGUACUGUGACCCAGAAGCCUGUGCCUGUAGUCAGGCUGGGAUUAAAUGCCAGGUGGAUCGCAUGUCCUUUCCGUGCGGUUGUUCCCGGGAUGGCUGCGGGAACAUGGCGGGGCGCAUUGAAUUUAAUCCGAUCCGGGUCCGGACUCAUUACCUCCACACCAUCAUGAAGCUGGAGCUGGAGAGCAAGCGGCAGGUGAGCCGCCCGCCAGCCCCGGACGAGGAGCCCUCACCCGCCGCCGGUUGCAGCCUGACGGGAGCCCAGGGCUCCGAGACACAGGACUUCCAGGAGUUCAUUGCUGAGAACGAGACGGCGGUCAUGCACCUGCAGAGUGCAGAGGAACUGGAGCGGCUCAAGGCAGAGGAAGACUCCAGCGGCUCUAGCGCCAGCCUGGACUCCAGCAUCGAGAGCCUGGGCGUGUGCAUCCUGGAGGAGCCGCUGGCCGUGCCCGAAGAGCUGUGCCCGGGCCUCACAGCCCCCAUCCUCAUCCAGGCUCAGCUGCCCCCGGGCUCCUCGGUCCUGUGUUUCGCCGAGAACUCAGACCACCCGGCCGCCUCGGCAGUGAACAGCCCGUCCUACUUGAACGGUGGGCCCCUGGUCUACUAUCAGGUGGAGCAGAGGCCAGUCCUGGGGGUGAAAGGAGAGCCUAGCGCGGAAGAAGUCCCGCCUUCUUUCCCCAAGGAGAAGGAUCUGAACGUCUUCUCUCUCCCGGUUACCUCACUGGUGGCUUGUAGCCCCACAGACCCAGCUGCCCUGUGUAAGUCAGAAGUGGGGAAAGCGUCCACCCUAGAGGCGCUAGUGCCCGAAGGCUGUAACCCUGACGAGCCUGAGAGCGAAGACUUCCGCCCCUCUUGGUCCCCCUCGAGCCUCCCCUUCCGCACGGACCAUGAAGAGGGCCGUGUGGUGGAGAAAACCUCACAGCAGAGUGAGGACAGGCCCCCCGAAGAUUCUUCCCUAGAACUCCCUCUGGCAGUGUGACCCGGGGAUGGAGAUUCUGCCUCUGACCCAUUCUCUAUUUAUUCCCUUAUUUUAUCUAACACCGUUUCAAAACAAAACUGUAGAAGCAGC